Messenger RNA from Mycena citricolor, 1450 nucleotides. NCBI's taxonomy places the organism in Eukaryota, Fungi, Basidiomycota, Agaricomycetes, Agaricales, Mycenaceae. The record is from the annotation of a GenBank genome assembly.
UGAAGCUUCACUCUGAUUUCUCUUACAAAGUAUGUAGUCCGAGCUGACAACUACCGGGGUUUCUUGCCGAGUGAUCGUCAAUUGAUGCAUUGAUCGCAAAGUUAGAGCCGAGUUGGAAGCGAGAAUUGGGCGGAACUGAUGGGCAGUAGCCGGGAGGCCUAGAAGACAGUUGCAUUUCUUAUGUCCGAGCCUUCGGGGCCUCGUCGCUUCAAGAGCAAUUCCCAAUACAUACACGCGGGAUGCAAUCCGUCCGGCGGUGGCACUACCUUGAUACAUACCGCCGCUGUGGAGCCCUCGACCGCUCAUGUGUCUGGUCUAAUCUAGACCACUCCGCUUCGCAUACGAUGCCCUCCUCGAACCCGCUCCUCUCGCUGAGUGUCCUCCUCCUGCUAUGCGCGCGCGCUGCGUGGGGUCUGACGGGCCUCAUCGUCCCGCUCUACGUCUACCCCACCAACAACAAAGCCUGCGACCAAUGGGCCUCGAUCAUCUCCGCCCUCUCCGCGGCCCCGCACACCGUCCCCACCAUCUUCGUCAUCAACCCGCAGAGCGGGCCCGGGCCCGCGGGGAGCCAGCCGACCACCGACUACCAGCAGUGCAUCCCGCGGCUGCGCGCGAGCGCCGGGGGCAGCGCGACGCUCGUCGGGUAUGUGCCGACGGGCUUCGGACAGCGGGACAGCGGUGCUAUCAAUGCAGACGUGGACACGUACAAGGGAUGGGCCAGCGCGUAUGCGAUGCAAGGCAUCUUCUACGACGAGGCGUCGCAGGCCGCCGGGGACGAGCCCUUCUAUCAAUCCAUCGUCACGCACGCGAAAAACGCGGGCCUCUCUUUCACCGUGCUCAAUCCAGGUGCGGUGCCGGACUCGGGGUACUUUGCAUUCGCGGACGUCAUCUGCACCGCGGAGACGUUCUACAAGGGAUUCUCGGUUUCGUCGCUCACCAUCUCGGCUGCCGCGCCGGCCUCGAAGCAGGCUGUGAUCCUGCACGACGCCCCCCGCUCGCCGUCGAACCUCAGCGCCGUCAUCCAGCAGGUGUCCAACGCCGGCGUGGGCUGGUUCUAUGCAACGAACGGCCUGCAGACGGGAAACACCUAUGGCAGUGUGCCGCCGUUCUUUGCGACCGAGCUCAACGAUCUCGCGGCCCUGGCGUGAUUGCAGCUUCAGGGUUCAGGUAAAAAGAUCAUAUUUGCUUUCUAGUCCUCAGAUAGUGCUCUUGAUCCUAGUCAGAACAUUUCGCUAGGGAAUCCAUCACAUUCUCCUUGCGACCAUACGUAACAGAUAUUCGAUUUAAUGCAGGCAUGACACGACAAACAUAGGGCAGUUCUCAAAUCCUGAAGCCACUAUUUUUGGUUUACUUCGAUUCUCUCAUUAGGGAUAUUGAUGGAAUGAAUCGACUGCCCAUUUCGCUCACGCAGCCUCGAAACUAGUUCUAGAUCACCGCCGAGAAACUCUUU